AUGAACAUAAUAAUGGGCAUAUUGGACCAGGCCGUGUCUGCAGAAGAGGGUUACUUUGCGGGUGGAGCCAGUAGGAAGAGCUUGAUGGAGGAAAUGAGGCGGAUUAGAAGCAAAUAUAAAGCCACGGUGUUCGGCGACUCUGGAAGAGAGGGAAUGAAAUUUAAGAUGGCGCUACUAUUUGUUCUUAAAAGAGUAAAACAAAAGAUCAUCCUUGAGGACAGGCUUAUGGAGGUGAUCGACUCCGAGGUUGCUUACAUUAUAGGAUGUGUGAAGAGCAUCACCUCCGAGCCCAUUAGAGUUGGCACCGUCGAAGCUGUCAGACCUAUUCAGCAUGAGGCCGAGCACAAGUGCGCCAAACCAAGGACUAGGGCCAACUUCCCCAUGGACACAUCACAGCUUCUGAGGUCUUGGUUGAAAGAAAACAUGGAUAAUCCGUAUCCAUCGGAUGCCGAAAAGGCCUAUCUUUGCCAGAAGACUGGCCUUGGCCCAGCACAGAUUAACAAUUGGUUUAUAAACGCCAGGAGAAGAAUUUUGCCUUUCAUGAAAGGAAAGUGUAGCAAUUUCAAAUAA
Molecule: messenger RNA, 570 nt
Organism: Encephalitozoon cuniculi GB-M1
Lineage: Eukaryota; Fungi; Microsporidia; Unikaryonidae
Exons: 1
Coding region: 1-570 (189 amino acids)
Biological process (GO): regulation of DNA-templated transcription
Molecular function (GO): DNA binding
Source: RefSeq, marked provisional